UCCCCGCGAUCCCCGCCGUCCGCGCCCUCGACCCGGCCAUGGCGCUGACCGAGCCCAUCCUGCCGUCCUUCUCCACAUUCGCCAGCCCGUGCCGCGAGCGCGGCCUCCAGGAGCGCUGGCCGCGGCCCGAGCCCGAGGUGGGCGGCACGGACGACGACCUCAACAGCGUGCUGGACUUCAUCCUGUCCAUGGGGCUCGACGGGCUGGGUGCUGAGGCCGCCCCGGAGCCAGCCCCGCCGCCGCCGCCGCCGCCGCCGCCGCCGCCGCCCUUCUUCUACCCGGAGCCGCCCCCGCCCUACGGCGGCCCUGGGCCCGAGUUGCUGCGGCCCGCGCCGGACGCGGUCCCCGCGCUGCACGGCCGCUUCCUGCGGGCGCCCCCCGCACGCCUGGUGAAGGCUGAGCCUCCCGAGACGGACGGCGGCGGCUACGGCUGCGCGGGGCCGCGGGGCCUGAAGCGAGAGGCGGGCCCGGGCGCGGCGGCCGCCUGCAUGCGGGGCACUGGUGCGCGUCCCCCGCCGGCGGACACGCCACCGCUGAGCCCCGACGGCCCCGCACGUCUGCCCCUGCCCGGCCCGCGCGCGCCCUUCGCGCCAUCCUUCGGCGGGCCCGGCUUCGGGGGCCCCGCGCCCGGCCUGCGCUUCGCGGCCCCGCGCCCGGCCGCCUUCGGGCUGUUUGAGGACGCGGCCGCCGCCGCCGCCCUGGGCCUGGCGCCCCCCGCCGCGCGCGGGCUCCUCACGCCUCCCGCGUCCCCCCUGGAGCUGCUAGAGGCCAAGCCGAAGCGCGGCCGCCGCUCGUGGCCCCGCAAGCGCACGGCCACGCACACCUGCAGCUACGCAGGCUGCAGCAAGACCUACACCAAAAGCUCGCACCUCAAGGCUCACCUGCGCACGCACACAGGAGAGAAGCCUUACCACUGCAACUGGGACGGCUGUGGCUGGAAGUUCGCGCGCUCCGACGAGCUCACGCGCCACUACCGCAAGCACACGGGCCACCGGCCUUUCCAGUGCCACCUGUGUGAGCGGGCCUUCUCCCGUUCCGACCACCUGGCCCUGCACAUGAAGAGACACAUGUAGCCCCGCACCCCUGCACCCCGCCCGCGGCCGUGGCCGGUCCCACGCGUCCGUAAGCCCGCUCCCAUGCUGUGACUGUAUUUAUUGGACCCCAGGACCGGGCUGGACAGCGUGGCCACUGCAGGCCCAGGCCACCACGCCGGCCACCAUUCGCUCCAACCGCAAGCCCCGGAGGGGAGACGCCCCAGUGUUGAUCU
Molecule: messenger RNA, 1267 nt
Organism: Perognathus longimembris pacificus (Pacific pocket mouse)
Lineage: Eukaryota; Metazoa; Chordata; Mammalia; Rodentia; Heteromyidae
Gene: Klf2
Product: Kruppel like factor 2
Biological process (GO): regulation of transcription by RNA polymerase II
Molecular function (GO): DNA-binding transcription factor activity, RNA polymerase II-specific; RNA polymerase II cis-regulatory region sequence-specific DNA binding
Source: RefSeq, a predicted model, not a curated record